Messenger RNA from Symbiodinium natans, 2730 nucleotides. The record is from the annotation of a GenBank genome assembly. Lineage: Eukaryota; Dinophyceae; Suessiales; Symbiodiniaceae.
AUGCCGAAAAUUCAAAGGUCAGCAACGACUGCAAACGAAUCUGACAUCCUCCACCUCAUCGAUGAAAGGUUUGAAGACUUGGAGGAGACGGUGGCAUUGGCGGGUUUGAUACCUCAGCUCCACGAUCGGCUCCUUGAAGUGGAGAAGAGGCUGAAGCAAAUUGAGGUCUCCGGCUCCCUCGUGAAUACGGGCCCGAAGUGGAGUGAAACCGAACCGCCUCCGCGCAUUGAGCUUUCGGAGAAUGUGGUUUCUAUAUCGCUGGAUGACGAGGGCGAGGGCGAUGCCAAGGAAGCGCAAGAAGCUAACAUGAGAGACAUGCCUUCGGGGUUAUCUCCAAGUUCGAUGGCAGUUCAUUCACCUAGCAAGAGAAACAGAAGGAAAACAAUCACCGAAAUCUCGCGCGAAAAGAUCUCCGAUGUGAAUGAACACACCUUGGACACGCAGACAAAUGAGUAUUACACCUUCGGAGAGUCAACGUGGGAUUUGGUAAUCUUCAUUGGCACGGGAGCCCUUGGUCCCUUGGGAUCUGUUCAGACUUGUCUACUGGCUGUGGUGAACGUCCUGAUGCAAGUGGUCUUCGUGGCGAUCUGCUAUUACAACUUUACCGUCCCGGACGUGGAUGAGGACUCCGUGCAGGAUGCUCUGAGAUGGAGGAGAGCAUCCGGUCAUUCCCUCUGGAGCUACGAUGAUGUCUCGAAGGAAUCCUUAGCUGAGCGUGUUUGCAGGCUCGACAAGUCGCUGGAGCAAUCUGGCAUCCAGGUGGCUUUGUACGAGCACAUCGAGAAGUACCUGAAAUCCGGCAAGCCUGGCUUGGAAGGAAUGUUCACAGGUCAGGUGCUAUGCAUCGUUGCGCUGGUGUGUUGGUAUUUGAUGGUGGCCAAGGAGCUGAGUCACGCCUUAGCAUUGUUGCGAGGAGUCAUGGCAAUGCCCACGGGUCCCACCAGGAUUGAUACACGAGAAAACCCGUUCAGCAAGUCAAUCCACUAUCGCCUGCGCUGUGUGGCAAAGCGGCGUAAGGUAUUCAGUGCCGUCUUGUUCGCCUACCGCUUGUUGGCAGCUGCGGUUUUGGUCUUUGUCGGCACCUUCUUUCUGGUCUAUACCGUUAGCGUCACAGAGCUCAUCCUCAACGCCGUGGCCCUGGGUAUCAUUCUGGAUAUCGACGAUUUGCUCUUCGAUGCUCUGGCCACCACGCCAGGUAGGCACUUAGUGCAUCAGCUGGAUCCUCUGCCCAUGCCCUCCCUGCCCAGACUCAGGGGUGCUGAUGCCAAGUCAGUUUCUAUGUCCAUAGGCAUUCCCUUGCUUACCAUCAUCGUCUACAUCAGCAUGUUGGACCCUUUUGUCGGCACUUUGCAGGCUGUAAGCGAGGCCAUGUGUGGAGGCAAUUUGGGGUUUGUCUGGCAAGUGGACAAGCGAAGGAUCGUACUCAUGGCCCCGACUUCCGGCGGCGGAUGGGAAGAUCAGGAUGAAACGAAGAUCUACGCAGUCCAGGAGGGGGAGCGCAUAGGUUUUGGCCUGGAGAAGGAUGAGACCAAGUAUGGGCUUUGGCUACAGGAUGUGAGCUCCCUAGGAGAUCUCACGGUGCUAUCUCUUGCAGAGAGCAUUGACCUUUUCAACCCUGAUUGUGGGGACCUGGGUGAUACAGAACCAAUGCUCAACUACCUCAGGUUCUUCCUCCAGAACGACAGCGUCCAGGGAUGUGCUGACGCUGCAAAGUUUUGCACAUCAAUUACCAGUCUGCCAGAUUACGGAGUAGACGAUGGCAAAGGCUGGGCCACUAGAAUGCUUUGCUCAGCAACAUGCGGCUGCCAGACCCCAGCAGGUGACAACAUAUUCGUACAGGGAUGCCCAUAUGGUUCAGGCCGAGCCUGCCAAGAGUCGGAAAGCUUCCUUGCAUUUCGACAGAACACCGCUUGCGUCGAGCAGAAUGCCUCCAGCCUUCGGAACUACGCCCCUUGGGUGCGGUGGAUCGAUGCGCUGCAGACGUAUGGCAAUUUAUCUGCGAACUUGUCUGCGAACUUGAAAGGCAAGGAGGAGGCGCUGUUGAUAGCUCAAGCCAUGUGGGAUCAUGGCUGCGGCUUUCAGGCCAACUUGACUGCAGAGAACAUCUCUUGGGGAAGCUGCUUCGGAUGGAACAGUUCCUUUGAGUGGGAGUUCAAGACGCUGGAAGCGUUUUGCCCUGUGAGCUGCGGAUGUUCCCGCGAGACUGUAGAUUCUGCCUGCCCCGAACCCUUUGGCUAUACGUGCGAUGAGCUGGAGACUCGGAGCUGUCUCACUUACAAUGGUCAGCACUUUUGCCCAGGCUUUUCCACUUCGGUCUCAGGCACCCUGCCGUUUAAUUUUAUAGCUACUGACCCCAGUUUGGCCUCGCUGAUGUUCGCGCCAGUUUACGCAUCGCUCCUAAGCUGCCUGGCGCACUUCUCAGGGGCGGAGACUUAUGGCAUCCGUCUUGACUUGGAGCCUCGUGGUACGCUGCUCAUUGGACGGUUCCACAUCUUUUUGGUAGAUGAGGCAUGGGACGAAGCAGCCCUUUCCUCAAGCCUGUUUUCGACAUCCGUUUCUGACUUUCAGCAGCGGUUCAACCAAACUCUCUUGACUCAAGGGGUCUCACUGACUGCCGCGGGUCUUACAAUGGAGCUUCUAUCGAUCUCUCCCGGAGCUCUUCCAGUCCGACGAUUAGAACAUGACGAUGGCAGCCUUGCUGACCUCGUGCUGCACACUCCAGGCAGCUAG